Molecule: messenger RNA, 559 nt
Organism: Mangifera indica (mango)
Lineage: Eukaryota; Viridiplantae; Streptophyta; Magnoliopsida; Sapindales; Anacardiaceae
Product: DNA-directed RNA polymerase subunit 10-like protein
Exons: 4
Coding region: 110-325 (71 amino acids)
Biological process (GO): transcription by RNA polymerase II; transcription by RNA polymerase I; tRNA transcription by RNA polymerase III
Cellular component (GO): RNA polymerase I complex; RNA polymerase III complex; RNA polymerase II, core complex
Molecular function (GO): zinc ion binding; DNA binding; DNA-directed RNA polymerase activity
Source: RefSeq, a predicted model, not a curated record
UUCUCAUGGCAAAGGGUACAAGUAGUCUAUAGCCACCGUAGUUCAAUUUAAAAGCCCAACAGAAUCCUGGAUUCUGACAGCCAAGACACAGAACAGAGAAGAAAGAAAGAUGAUAAUUCCAGUUCGUUGCUUCACCUGUGGCAAGGUUAUCGGAAACAAAUGGGACACAUACCUUGAUCUUCUACAGGCAGACUACAGUGAAGGAGAUGCGCCUGAUGCAAUAGGUCUGGUUCGUUAUUGCUGUAGGCGAAUGCUGAUGACUCAUGUGGACAUCAUCGAGAAGCUUUUGACCUACAAUGCUAUGGAGAGGUCUGAUACCUGCUAAGCGAGGUGAUCGAUUGACAAGAAUAAAAGCCAGUGCAUGUUUCUGCGCCGACCUGUCGUCGGGACAUCCUUGUUGAAAAGAAUAAAUGCACUGUUGCACAGCGGAAUUGGCGUCAGCAAUCAAUGAAAAUCCGGUGGUGGGUUGUGCUGAUGGAUGUUUGAGAUAGUGUUUUUUCAUGAAAGUAUACUAUUUGUAUACGUAUUUGGAAUGAAUAUAUCGUGACUCGUUAUUUAA